AUGGCUAAUGAUAUUCAAAUGGAGGAUUUGGAGUCAUUAAACAUUUCACUUGGGCCAACUGAAUCAACACGAUCUUCGCCUUCCACGACCCCCGAUAUAUCCGACUCCCGGACGGAUUACAGCGAACAUAGUUUGAAUGGGUCUGGCCCCUCAACACCUAUGGCUACCGACAACUUGAACAUUCCACCAGAGAUGCCGAAUGUUAAAGUUUACCAUCCGUAUGAUAUCGAGGAGCCGGACGAUGAGCCUAACCCUGCUGUCCAAAAACUGGAGUUCCAAUGUCUGCCGGACUUCUUCGAAGGAUGGCAGCGCGAGCUUAUAGAGUACAUGAACGGCCUAGGCAAUGAUCCAUCGAAACAAAUCAUUUCUAAGCCAUUGACAGCCCCUAGAAGAGGCCAGAAGCGCAAGCCAAGCAGCAUGUCUGGAACGGGGUACCACUCGUCGCACUCCCCCUGCUCAACUUUCAAGACUGGACCGGGCGAAGAGCCAAUGUCAGUGCCUGGUUUGUCUUCAAAGCGACGACGGAGACGCAGUAAAAUUCCAGACGACUCUAUGAAAGCUGCUCAUUCGGUUUCUCUGCAUGACUUCCGCGAGGACAGAGUUAACGGUGGCUCGAGCUCAGAUGCAUGGUCAACUGAUAGCAGUGCUGAAAUGUACGAGUCCGCCAUAGUCGACGAUAUGGAUCUUGACUGA
Molecule: messenger RNA, 693 nt
Organism: Penicillium longicatenatum
Lineage: Eukaryota; Fungi; Ascomycota; Eurotiomycetes; Eurotiales; Aspergillaceae
Exons: 1
Coding region: 1-693 (230 amino acids)
Source: RefSeq, a predicted model, not a curated record